AUGGAGAUGUUGGAACAGAAAGCAAACAGCAGCAGCCUUGGCCAAGAGCAAAGGGCGAGUGAGUCUUUGAUGAGAACAGUUGUGCCCAUCCUGGAUGGACUAAUUCUGGUGACAGGCCUGUUGGGUCAAACCCUGGUCAUUACCAUUCUUAAUGGCAGGAGGAGGAAGAAAAGUAAACCCCCACAUGGUACGGACACUCUGCUGCUGGCUCUGAGUGCUGCAGACCUGCUGCUGCUGCUCUGCCUGCCCUUCCACACCUCUGCCAUCACCCUGGGCUUCUGGCCUUUCGGCAGCUUCAUGUGCAAGACCAUCAGCUUCCUGGGUGUGGCCUGCUCAUCCGCUUCAGUCUUUACCCUGGCGGCUUUGGCUGUGACACGUUACCUGACAGUGGUACACCCCACCUGGACAUACCGAUCGAGAAUGCAUCGACGCAUUAAGCUGACUGUAGCUCUGCUCUGGGUACCUGCCUCCGCCUUGGCAGCACCGCAGUUUGCCUUCCGCACAGUUACCGUCUCUAGCGCAGUAUACUGUUUUGCCUUCCUGUCUGACUUCAGUCAGCUAGUCUAUAGCAUCGCCCUCUUCCUCUUCGGCUUCGCUCUACCACUGGGAAUCAUUGUACUGAUGUAUGCCAAGAUCUACUGUUUUCUUCGACAUGCACGGCUGCUGGGGAAUGCUCCCCAGCUGGAGCGCUACCAGAGCCAGGUCACACACACUUCAGCUCUCCUGGUCCUGGUCUUCACUCUCCUCUGGCUGCCCUCCUACGCCCUCAUGUUCUCCUUCCUUGGAGGAAGCCUAAUGGGCACACCUGGCUACAAAACCAUUGCCAUCCUGGCCAGACUGUUGGCAUCAUCCGUAGCAGUAGUAAACCCUAUACUGUACGGGUUUAUGUCUCAGAAGUUUAGACAAGACUUGAUAGAACUUGGGAGAGAACGCAUGGCGACGUGCAGAAGCUGUCUGAUUGGUUGCCCUGAUGUAAUGGGCAGGGACAUGGUACAGCCCUUUGAGCUGGACACAACCUCAGAAAACGGCCAAAACUGA
Molecule: messenger RNA, 1038 nt
Organism: Eleginops maclovinus (Patagonian blennie)
Lineage: Eukaryota; Metazoa; Chordata; Actinopteri; Perciformes; Eleginopidae
Product: galanin receptor type 1-like
Exons: 1
Coding region: 1-1038 (345 amino acids)
Biological process (GO): calcium-mediated signaling; positive regulation of cytosolic calcium ion concentration; G protein-coupled receptor signaling pathway
Cellular component (GO): membrane; external side of plasma membrane
Molecular function (GO): C-C chemokine binding; C-C chemokine receptor activity
Source: RefSeq, a predicted model, not a curated record